This is a messenger RNA of Paramecium octaurelia, 1058 nucleotides long. Lineage: Eukaryota; Ciliophora; Oligohymenophorea; Peniculida; Parameciidae. The record is from the annotation of a GenBank genome assembly.
AUAAAUUCUGAUUUGCAAUGGUGGAUAGAUUUGAUGAACAUUUCUUUUUAAUAGCAAAAGAAACAGGAGGAAUUGAAGGACUGCUAAACUCAUUAUUCAGUUUUCUUUUGCGGAGAACCGAUUACUAUUAUGAAUGUAUUAUGAUUAUCAUUUUAAGGUGAUCCUGGAGAUAAAAUGGGAUUUCCACCUGGAGUUGCCUUAAACAUGUUAGGAAACAUAUUUAAAAAAUAUUAGGAUGAACAUUAUAAAGUGCAUAAAAAGAAGUCUGCUUAAGAAUAUAAGGAGAAACUAGAAAUAUAUUAAAAAAAGUAGAAAGAAUUAUAGGAAAAACAGAAGGAAUAGGAGGUUAAAGUUAAAGAAGCUUAGAAUUAACAAUAGCAAUAGAAAUAGGUCUAAUAGAACGAUGGUUAGGUGUAAUAGGAAGUGAAGAUAAAAUAAGAGCAAAAUCAAUAGAAAAAUGAAAGUUUUACUCACAAGCAAAAAAUAGAUCCAUAUAUCAAUACUUUUAAUGGAGGAGAGACAGAAAAAUAUUCUUGGAGCUAAUCUGGAAAUGAUGUUGUGGUGACAAUGAAAGUUCCAGAAGGAUCGAACAAGAAGAAUGUAUUAUCUAGUUAAUGAUAAUUCAUUAGGUCAAGGUAUUUAUUACAGCCAACACGUUAACAGUUAAAGUGAAAGAUGAUGUAGCUAUUGAUGGAAAAUUGUAUGAUAAAGUAAAAAGUGACGAAUCUGUGUGGUCUAUAGAGGAAAAUCUAUUGACGAUUACCUUGGAGAAAGGGUAGGAGAAUAUUUGGAAGACAGUUAUUCAAGGAGAUUAAGAAAUAGAUGCAACGAAGGUUGAGAACACAAAACCAUUGGAAGAUUUUGAUCCUGAGACUUAAGGAGCAAUUAGAAAGAUAAUGUAUGAUCAACAAAGGAAAUAGUAAGGAUUGCCAACGACAGAGGAGGAGUAACAAUUAGAAGUUUUAAAGAAGGCUUGGGAUGCUGAGGGUAGUCCGUUUAAGGGGUAGCCUUUUGAUCCGAGCAAAUUCAAUCUUAGCAAUGGUUAAAUAUAGUUCUGA